AUGGGUCGACGCCGCGAAACAAUUCCGUUGCCGGAGCCCAUAAUCCAUCGCAUCCAAUUCCUUCUCACCCCCAAAGAAGCUGCUCGAACAACCGUUAUCUCAAAAUCCUGGCACAGUGCCUGGUUAACUCGCCCGAACCUCGACUUGGACGAGACCGAGUUCAGAGAAACUCGCCGCCCAAACUACAACCGCUACGACUACGAUUCUGCCGAAGCGAUGAAGGAUGGGUUCUCGGAAUUCGCCAAGAAGAACAUUCAAAGGUACGUAAAAUCGAACCUAAGGAUCGAGACUUUCAGGCUCUCCCUGAAGCUCGAGCCGCGGACUGAAUGGGAAGCAUUUAGUCUUUCCUACGAAUUGGUUCUGACAGCACUGAAUUUGGGUGCCAAACAUCUCGAUUUGAAGCUCAACGGUUCCCCUGGAAGGAAACCCUUUUUGCCGCAUGAAGUGUUGGGAGCUGAAAACCUCGUCGGCUUAUGUGUGGAGGGGUACACAAUUAACGACCUGGUUCUGGAUCAAAAGGUAAGAUGUUCGAAGCUCGAAUACCUUAGCUUGAAGCAUGUGAAUAUGAACCCCGGUGUGGUCUCAAAAAUAUUGUCGGCCUGUCCCUUGAUUGAAAAAUUGUCUCUUACCGAAAUUUCCAAUUUUAAAGGAGGAUGUUUGAAAUCCACAUUUUAUGAUGCUCUGAUCUGUAGUCAUAAGCUGACGUGUCUGGUUCUGUGCAACGUGAAAGCCGUUGCCUUGUUCUUCAGUGAUGAUUGCUUGUCGUCGAAAUUCCCUUCCCUGAAAGAUCUAACCCUUGAGUUGUUCUACCUCUAUAAUCACAAUGAAGCUGAAAAGAAAUUAAGAGUUUCUAUCCACUCGCUUGAGCGUUUACAAUAUGUUUUACGCCAUGGUCGCCAGGUGGCGGUUGAGUUUGAUGUUCCAUGUAUUCGUGAAUUUACAUUUAAAAAUGAAUGUUCCGAUGUUCCUCAAGUGUUUAUUGAAACGACUUCAACCGAAUGGGAGUCUCAUGUAACCAUGAGCCGUUUUUAUCCCAAUACUUCGACGUUUCUUGGGCUGAGUAAGUUCUUGACACAACUGAGUCAAUCCAAACUUUAUCUCAGCCUCAAAGUCGACCGUCUGGACGCGGCUGACUACGAGAUGGAGUACUUGCAAGGUUUACCCUGCACAUUCCAAGUCGAGAAUUUGACGAUAGAGAUCAAAUAUCUAAUGUCUUUAACCAGUUAUGCUCUUUUUGAUGGCUUGUUUCGGUUAUGCCGCCCAAAGUGCAUAACUCAACAUCUACUAACUCAACAUCCACUUUCUGCGGGGAGAUUUCGCAAUGAGCACGUACUAACCAAUGUUUUCCUUUGCAAGAUAAUCGAGCGAGGAAUGAAGGGGCACUAUUCGUACCCAUCUAAUUUUUUUCAUGGUCUGCAUGAUCUCGAGGAGGCUUACAUGCAGGCUCCUUCUGACGAGGCUGUUGGUGUGUGGAGACUUUUGACAGGGGAGUUUUGCUCUGAUAUUCCUGCUUUUGCAAGCCCGGAUAGCUAUGGGAAGAAAGUUCGAUUCUUAUUGAAAUGGAAGGAGGCUUAG
Striga hermonthica is the source of this 1575-nucleotide messenger RNA. The record is from the annotation of a GenBank genome assembly. Lineage: Eukaryota; Viridiplantae; Streptophyta; Magnoliopsida; Lamiales; Orobanchaceae.